AUGCUUGGCGAUGGUGGACCGGAGUUCGGCGGCUGCUCCGCAUCUCCGCAAUCGUCAACAAUCAACGUUAUGGUCACACGUCGAACGAGGGCUGGUUCAGCUGCCGCGGCCAGCAAGUCGAAGCCGCAAGCCGGCGGAAAGAAGCAGACGACCUCCAAGGCGGCGGCGGCGGCGCCUGCAUCUGCGACCUCGAGCAAUGCCGAAGCUCUCAAGCGCAUGAAAGAGGUGGUGAGGAUGACGAACCCAGAUGCCUCGGAAAAAGAGGUCACAGCAAAGGCUCGUCGCCUUCUUGCGGACAUGAGGAAGGCACCCACCGAGGAGAAGGAUCGCCUGCAAUCCAUACAAGCAAAGAGCGAGGUUAUGAUGGAGGAGGAUGCCGAUGGCGAAGAUGACCCUGAAGUUGUAACGGCUGAUGAGCAGCCAGGCAGCGGAGACGAGGAGGCGCGUUCGACUCCCUCUGAGCAUGAGCCGGCUGCGUCGAGGGUCAAGGGCAAGGCAGUGGCGAACGUUGAGUCGCCUCCCAAGCCAAAGCCCCGCCCGAGGCCGCGCAAGAGAAAGGCUGACCAGGUGUCAGACAAGGCAGACAGUGACGCCGAAGUUGUUGGGAGAGCUCCGGAUGGGCCUGAUAAGAAGAGGACGAAGACGCAGAGCCCUGGCAAGUCGGCUGGAGCUAGGCGGGUGCCAUCUGGGGAGCAUAGCUCCCCUACUACAUCGCCGGGAUCGCCCGGGAAGAAGAGGGUCGAGGUCGUCAUUCCGAUGGAUCCUCCGCUGCGAAACUUGUCCAAGGAGGAGCAGGAUGUGGCUGAUCGACUCCGCAUACGUAGUGGGAAGAAGGUUGCGCGGGUGCAAAGUGAAGAGGAGAGCGAGAAGGAUCAGCUGCCCGAUGACGAUGCGAGUUUGGAGAACUGGGAGUCCCAGACUCGAGGGGUCGCCAAGAAUAGACGGCAUACCGAGGACGGCUCGGGGGAUGACAGCGAGUCGUACCAAGUCUCCGACAAGGACCCUAAGGAAGACAGCGACCAGAGCCUGAGCAAGGCCGAGGAGAGCGGCUCUGACAUCGACGACGACGAGAUUAUUGUCAAGUCUGAGGAGAAGCCGCAGCCAAAAGUGAAGGCUGCGAAGGCCAAGGCUCAGGGCAAGAAGAAAGGCUCCAAGGCGUCCAAGGACGACGACCCAUAUGCCGAGCUUGACCAGGAGCCGAUGAAGAGUUUGGUGCAGCACGCCCAGCUCGAGUUCAGGGUCUAUCUGAGCCUCGAGAACGCGUGGCCCCGCAAGAAUGACAAGGUCAUCGACAGGUGGGACGCUCCGUUGACGAUGUACGACAGGGUCAUCAGCAAGCACAAGAAAUAUCGGGCACCCAAGUUCAAGGAGAGAUACGAUGAGCUGAUCGAAAUAGACUCCAUCAGGAAAGAAAUGCGUAGGAGGGUCUACAAGCUGGCAGCGCAGUUUCGCCAAGAGGUGAAACAGAAGGCCAAACGUGUCGUGGAGAAGGAGUUCUUGUCCCUCAAGGUGUCAGACGUUGGUCCCAACGGUGACCGGUUGAGCUCUGUCGCCCGUGCGGACAAGCUGCAGAAUGCCCUGGAGGCGCGUAUUCGGUUCCUCAAGGACGGGGAUACCUUUCACCACGGCAACCUCAAGAUGCCGGAUCCUGAAACCAUCCAGAUGAUAACAGAAUGGUUUGCUCACAUGGAGCAGCUGUGGGUGGCGGAACGUGACGCCCCGUUCCACAACGAGGCUAUCGCUGAAGUCAUGGCUCGUCAAUGGUGGCUCGGGCAGCAUCCUGAGGCACUGCGCCCCGAGAACCGUGAACGCUUCGACAUCAACACGGUCCCUUUAUCGAGCAACAUGAUUGCCCUUGCGUGCAGCGCGAUACUUGUGACUCUGGACGAGUCGCUCAAGGGCAACGUCACCAUUAACUUCGACGAGAAGACAUACGCGCCGGAGCACGACCGCUUCAAAGCUGGUAUCGACAUGCUGCGACGAACUGUUGCGCGGAUCGCCGAGCCUGAAGUUGCGGAGCAAGAUGGAUCGCGCGCCGCGGUCUUGAACCUCAACCUCGACAUGGAUCUUCUGUCGGCUCGUUGGCGGAAGAACGUGCAGGUGCCUUCCACGAGUACUAAUCAGGAGGCUGCUGGUCCUUCGUCGAGUACGCAGAGUUCGCUGCCGGCGGCUUGA
This is a messenger RNA of Fomitopsis serialis, 2175 nucleotides long. RefSeq lists its product as uncharacterized. NCBI's taxonomy places the organism in Eukaryota, Fungi, Basidiomycota, Agaricomycetes, Polyporales, Fomitopsidaceae. The record is from RefSeq and is a predicted model, not a curated record. The coding region runs from base 1 to 2175 and encodes 724 amino acids. The transcript is spliced from 13 exons.